AUGGGUUACGACUAUGCGCUGGUGCACGUCAAGUACACCAUCCCUUUGGCGGGAUUACUCACUUUCAUCUCAUACCCUCUGUUUACGCGCCUCGAUGUCGUGAGGACUCUCUUCAUCGUCACAAUCGCUUUUACCGCCACGAUUCCCUGGGAUUCGUACCUGAUCAGAACCGGCAUCUGGACAUAUCCCCCAAACGCAGUGUUGGGACCGACCCUCUAUGACAUCCCAAUCGAGGAGCUAUUCUUCUUCGUCAUACAAACCUACAUCACCGCUCAGCUCUACAUUAUCCUCAACAAGCCUGUGCUUCAUGCUCAGUACCUGAACUCCCCCGCCACGCUCCCGCAAUGGAUAAAAACGGCGAAGCCUCUCGGCCAGCUAGCCCUCUUCAGCAGCGUCGUCUUGGGCGCAUGGCUGAUCGCCAAGGAGGGUGAAGGCACCUACCUGGGCCUGAUUUUGGUUUGGGCGUGCUCCUUUGCGCUUCUCACCUGGACUAUCACGGCGCAAUUCAUUUUGGCUCUGCCAUUGGCUUGCACCGCUCUACCCAUCCUACUGCCCACCAUCUAUCUAUGGGUCGUCGAUGAGAUGGCCUUGGGCCGCGGCACCUGGGCCAUUGAGAGUGGCACAAAGCUUGAACUAAAGCUUUUCGGCAGCCUCGAAAUCGAAGAAGCGACCUUCUUCCUUGUCACCAACAUGCUCAUUGUCUUUGGCGUGGCAGCCUUUGACAAGGCCGUCGCGGUCUGCGAUGCAUUCCCAGACAAGUUCGACAAGCCAGCCGACGCCCUAUCCAUGUCAUUGCUUCGAGCUCGUGUUUUCCCCUCAUCUCAGUACGACAUGGAGCGCAUCUUGGGCAUCCGCCAGGCGGUCACCAGACUGGCCAGAAAGAGUCGUAGCUUCCAUCUCGCCAGCUCCGUCUUCCCAGGCCGCCUACGGAUCGACCUGACGCUGCUCUACUCCUACUGCCGUCUAGCCGACGAUCUUGUCGACGAUGCCGAGACCCCUGACGAGGCCGCAUCCUGGAUCUCCAAACUCGACCGCCAUCUAAGCCUGCUCUACAAGGACCCCGACGCGACUUCGGCACCGCUCGCCGCAAAGUACGCUGCCGAAAACUUUCCAGAAUCAGCUCUCUCGGCUCUGGACCUCCUCCCCUCAUCGCUCAUACCCCGCGAACCCCUCGCCGAGCUCCUCAAGGGGUUCGAGAUGGAUCUCUCCUUCAGCAAAGACACCUUCCCGAUCACGGAUCCCGAGGAUCUCGAGCUCUACGCUGCCCGCGUUGCCAGCACCGUCGGACAGGCGUGUCUCGAGCUGGUCUUCCGUCACUGCCAGCACAAUCUGCCCGAUUACAUGCAAGCCUACCUCCGCAACACAGCGCGCCAGAUGGGCCUUGCGCUGCAAUUCGUCAACAUUGCGCGCGACAUUGCAGUAGAUGCCAAGAUUGGCCGCGUCUAUUUACCCACAUCCUGGCUCAAGGAGGAGGGCCUGACGCCCAAGGAUGUUCUCGCGAACCCCAACAGCGAAGGCGCCGGCAAUGUGCGCCGUCGCAUCCUCGCAAAGGCCUUUGACCACUACGGGGAGGCGAGGGACUCCAUGAAGUGGAUUCCCUCGGAAGCGCGCGGCCCCAUGGUCGUCGCCGUGGAGAGCUAUAUGGAAAUUGGCCGGGUUCUCAUGCGCAACGGCGGCGCUGCAGCGGACGGGAGUGGGCGAGCUACGGUACCCAAGUCGCGUCGCAUCUGGGUUGCUUGGAGCACACUCAUGACCGCUUAG
This is a messenger RNA of Colletotrichum paranaense, 1761 nucleotides long. RefSeq names its product squalene/phytoene synthase. The record is from RefSeq and is a predicted model, not a curated record. Gene Ontology annotation, molecular function: geranylgeranyl diphosphate synthase activity; intramolecular lyase activity. NCBI's taxonomy places the organism in Eukaryota, Fungi, Ascomycota, Sordariomycetes, Glomerellales, Glomerellaceae. Gene Ontology annotation, biological process: biosynthetic process. The transcript is spliced from 3 exons. Bases 1 to 1761 code for a protein of 586 amino acids.